AUGAAACCAUUUGGAUUCUAUAAGUAUUUGUUUUCUCCUAGUGAAAACCCCUACGCUGGCCUAGUGGAGUCCCUACGUGCUGCCUGGUGGACAGGAAAGACACGGCCUAUGGAGUAUCGGAUGAAACAGCUGGAGGGCCUGUGUCACUUUCUGGAGGAAAGGCAUGACGAAAUCCAGCAUGCCCUGUGUACAGACCUACGGAGGCCCUGCUUUGAAACUGAGUUCUCUGAGAUUCUCUUUAUCAGAAAUGAACUGGCUGAGGCUCUUAACAACUUAAGCUGCUGGAUGAAGGAUGAAUGUGUGCACAAGAGCCUGUUCACGAAGCUGGACUGUGCCUUCAUUCGCAAGGAGCCAUUUGGUGUGGUGCUGAUCAUUGGAAACUUUAACUACCCUCUCUACGUUACUCUGAUACCCCUCUUGGGGGCCAUUGCAGCUGGGAACUGUGUGAUUCUCAAGCCUUCAGAGCUGAGCAGCUGCACUGAAAGGCUCCUGGCAGAAGCCCUGCCUUGUUAUCUUGAUCCGGUAAUAGCUUUCCACACUACUUUGCUUUUCCAGCCCCUCGAUUUCAGUAAAAAUGAAGGAAAAUUACUGGAAAAUAAGUUUGAUUAUAUCUUCUAUACAGGGAAUAACCAUGUAGGAAAGAUCAUCAUGACUGCUGCAGCGAAACAUCUGACACCUUUGACUCUGGAGCUGGGGGGUAAAAAUCCCUGUUAC
Molecule: messenger RNA, 714 nt
Organism: Python bivittatus (Burmese python)
Lineage: Eukaryota; Metazoa; Chordata; Lepidosauria; Squamata; Pythonidae
Source: RefSeq, a predicted model, not a curated record